Diospyros lotus (date-plum) is the source of this 1329-nucleotide messenger RNA. Its product is annotated as ribulose-phosphate 3-epimerase, chloroplastic. Bases 177 to 1031 code for a protein of 284 amino acids. Gene Ontology annotation, cellular component: cytosol. The transcript is spliced from 10 exons. Gene Ontology annotation, molecular function: D-ribulose-phosphate 3-epimerase activity; metal ion binding. The record is from RefSeq and is a predicted model, not a curated record. Lineage: Eukaryota; Viridiplantae; Streptophyta; Magnoliopsida; Ericales; Ebenaceae. Gene Ontology annotation, biological process: carbohydrate metabolic process; pentose-phosphate shunt; pentose-phosphate shunt, non-oxidative branch.
UCGUUGGAGAUAAGCAAAGCCGUCCGACAUCUGGCACGUGUCAACCACACACUUUAUUGUCAAUUUUCCUCCCCGAUUCGGGUAUUUUCGCUGCGAUCCUCUCAGGUCUGCGUUGAAAUAUUGCUCAGCUCUCGACACAGAAGCAACGCAAAAGAAUUUUACAGAGAGAGAAGAUAAUGGCAACUGCUUCUUUAGGAUCUUCUAGUUUUGUGCAGUCCCAGUUCAAUGCGUUUGGCGGGGGCCUUAGGCCCCAAAAGCACUCCCUUUCUCACCCCAGUCCUGUCACCUUUACAAGGAAAAAGUUUCGAACUCUAGUGAAGGCAAGCUCUCGGGUGGAUAAAUUUUCAAAAAGUGACAUAAUUGUUUCUCCAUCCAUUCUCUCGGCUAAUUUUGCAAAGUUGGGAGAGCAGGUAAAAGCAGUGGAGCUGGCAGGUUGUGACUGGAUUCAUGUUGAUGUGAUGGAUGGCCGAUUUGUUCCAAACAUAACAAUUGGACCUCUUAUUGUUGAUGCAUUGCGCCCUGUAACAGACCUUCCGUUGGAUGUACAUUUGAUGAUUGUUGAACCUGAGGAGCGAGUGCCUGAUUUUGUGAAGGCAGGAGCUGACAUAGUCAGUGUCCAUUGUGAGCAAUCUGCCACCAUCCAUUUGCAUCGUACACUUAAUCAAAUCAAGAGUCUGGGAGCCAAAGCUGGAGUUGUUUUAAAUCCUGCUACCCCACUAACUGCUAUUGAAUAUGUCCUUGAUGUGAUUGAUCUGGUCUUGAUUAUGUCGGUGAACCCUGGAUUUGGUGGGCAGAGCUUUAUUGAAAGCCAAGUUAAGAAAAUCUCAGAUUUAAGAAGAAUGUGUGCGGAGAAGGGGGUGAACCCCUGGAUUGAAGUAGAUGGUGGAGUUGGUCCAAAAAAUGCAUAUAAGGUUAUUGAGGCUGGCGCCAAUGCUUUGGUUGCUGGUUCUGCUGUUUUUGGAGCUAAAGAUUAUGCUGAAGCAAUAAGAGGAAUAAAAGCCAGCAAAAGGCCCGAAGCUGUGCCAGUAUGAAACGAGGUCCAGAAGACCAACUCAACUUGCAGUUGUGCUUCAUUCUCUUCUAUGAUAACAGGCCCAACCAGUGAGCAGCAAAUCGUUGGCUUCUUCUUGUUGUUGUUUGAUUCAUGGUUGAUACAUGUAAACAGCCAUGAAAUUAAUAAUAAACACAAAAAGUCCAGGUGCUGUUGUGGUAUGUGAUUUCAGUACAUAUCUUGCAUAGGAACGUAAUGUUUCAACUUAUCUUCAGUUGUUAUGCUUGUAAAGUAUUCUGUCAUUUUCCUGUUAAUAAAGAAUUUUGAUGUUUCAAUUA